AUGAAGUCAUCCAUCCCUACACUUCUUUGCCUUAUCUUGUCUGCCAAGGUUAGCCUGGCUGAGUUGGAUAUCGUGACUCCAACGGAAGGCGAAGCAUGCAGAGACCAAGUCUCAAUUGACCCUGAUAUUGACCCUGAUAGAUUCUCGAGAUACUAUUUUAAAAACCUGUUUUCUGAUCGAAAACUCUACUUCAACAGUAACACAAACCACGUUGGUGCCCUCCUAAAUGGCAAUCACAAGUUUUCAUCCAAUCACUGGAUCGUCGAUUUUGCGGUGGAUUGCCCGUCUGCGUACAAAGGCCGAGAUGCUUGUGUCGCCAUCUACAAUGGAAAUUCCAGGGAGCGUUUAGCGUGCACUCAUUUUGAGAACGAGGGAUGGGAAAAAGGCGUCCACCUCAUCCCUGGCAGUAAGGUUGGCGACGAGACGAUCAAGCCCCACGAGAUUUGGGUUUGGGAGACGAGACCCGACCCGUGCAAUUCUAUUACAUGCGACGUGAUAUCCCUCAGAAAUGCAGGCAACAGACGCCGUCUUUAUGCCACCGACAGUGGUGAUAUGCUGUCCAAGUUCGGUGCAACCGAUCCGAAUGGUGAAAUCCUCUGGCAAGACCAGAAGUGGGAGGCCUAUCCAAUCAUGACCCAAGUCAAGUCCGAAUAGGUUCUUAGCGUUCUUUUUGGUUGAAACAAAGCAAGCAAGCACUAGAGUGCCACUAACUAAGCAUCCUGUAAACGCCAUGAAUCACUAACGAUUGGUAGAGAGGGAAGUCCAAAGGAAACACGCU
Messenger RNA from Seminavis robusta, 778 nucleotides. Lineage: Eukaryota; Bacillariophyta; Bacillariophyceae; Naviculales; Naviculaceae. The record is from the annotation of a GenBank genome assembly.